AUGCACGAACGUUGGAAACGAGGUGGACGUGCAUCUUGGAGAAGCCAAGCACGUCCUGCAGUGCGGGACGGGAUGGAUCCGUUGGAAAGAGACGGUGAUAUAGAAAUGACCGACGAAGCAGGCGGAUUACGAGAGAGAUUUACUCCAUAUAGAACACAGGGACGUGCAAAAAAACUGUUUAAAGAGCGUUUUCGUGAAAGUCCAACAGAAAUAGUGAUCACAGGACAUGAAGGGGCGAGUCAGGAGGAGCUGGUGUCGUUUAUUUCUCGAAAAUCACAAGUGUUAAUUACGGAUUUACGUAGUGAAGGAUCUGUUUUGUACGCACAUGUUCCAUCAGGAUCGAGCAUUCGUAGUCUUCUUAAGCUUUCAGGGACUCGAUUUGCGGGGAAAAAUCUUUGUAUAUCUAUAUCCAAUGCGUCCAAGGACCAUCCUAUGCCUAUGGUGUCGGGGCAUAUGUCUUUGUCAGCAAGCAAAGAGUCUACUAUGAAUAUUUUGCGGAGGUUUCUUUCAAGUAGAUAUUCACAUGAGACAAAAAUGCUUGAUUUGUCAUCUGUACAUUCGGAUCCAGCGCUUGUUGAAGCUGGUAUGUUUUCUUCUACGGCAACUUCUCUUAAAAUGUUUCCUGCUUUAAUGAAAAUAGCUGAGCGUGAAUUUCCAAAUGUUAUAAGUGUCAAUUUAUCGUCUAAUAAAAUAUCUUCACUCUUUAAUAUAUCUAUAUUGGCUCAAAUAUAUCCUAAUCUUAAAAAUCUUAACUUGGCUGAUAAUUUAUUGAAACAUUAUAAAGAUCUAGAUGUUUGGUCUCAUAAAAAUAAAUUUCCAAAUUUGCAAGAACUUAUAUUAAUUGGAAAUGGUGUUCGAGAAAAUGAGGUUAAAAAAGGUAAUGAAGUUAAUUAUCGUUCAGAAAUUACAAGACGAUUUCCAAACUUAAAAUUACUUGAUAUGGUCCCAGUAACACAAGCCAUUGAAUUUGAUAUUAAGGAUUCUGCGAUUGAUAAUUCCGGAAAAGUUGCACUACUUGAAAGAAUAUGUAGUAGUUUUUUUGAUUCCGAUCUUACUAGAAAUACGGUGAUGAGUUUCUUAGAAAAAUAUUUCUCUUUAUAUGAUAAUGAUAGAUCAAAUACUGUUUCAAUGUAUGAUCAAAAUGCUUUGUUUUCUAUAUCUAUAAAUACUAUUGCCCCAAGAAAAAGAGAAAAAGGAGUAUUUUCAUAUGGAGCUUCUCAAUUUUCACAAUACAUUUCCAUGAGUAGAAAUCUUUUGCGAUUAGGAACAUUAGAAGCAAGAAUAGCAAAACUUAAUGUCGGUCGUACUAAUAUUUCUCAAGUUCUUUCUGCACUUCCAAAAACUCGGCAUAAUUUUACAGAUUCAAAUUUAUAUUGUGUUGAUGCAUGGUCACUUAAAGGUGUUUUAUCUGCAGAUUCUGAUCCAAAUGGAUUAGUUGGCAUACAAAUUAUACUACAUGGAGAAUUUUUUGAGUUAGGAAGUAGACGAGAGAUUAAGAGAUCAUAUGAUAGAACUUUUAUUAUUGGGCCUAAUAAUGGAAAUAUUACUAUUCGGAGUGACAUACUAGUUAUUCGGGCUUAUGGUGGUAAUGAUAAUUUUCAUAUAAAUAAGCAAAAUGUGCCGCUUUCUUCAUCCAAUAUUUUUCAAGAACAACAAAAACAAUAUAUGUUAGCAGAAAUUUCCAAAAAAACAGGACUUAACCAACAGUUUUCUUUGAUGUGUUUAGAACAAAAUGAGUGGGAUAUGGAAAAAGCUAUAAAUAAUUUUAAUAUUUUGAAAAACAAAGGUGUUAUACCUUUAGAAGCAUUUAAAUAA
This is a messenger RNA of Pneumocystis jirovecii RU7, 1815 nucleotides long. RefSeq lists its product as uncharacterized. Gene Ontology annotation, biological process: poly(A)+ mRNA export from nucleus. The transcript has 9 exons. Gene Ontology annotation, cellular component: nucleus. The record is from RefSeq and is a predicted model, not a curated record. NCBI's taxonomy places the organism in Eukaryota, Fungi, Ascomycota, Pneumocystomycetes, Pneumocystales, Pneumocystaceae. Bases 1 to 1815 code for a protein of 604 amino acids. Gene Ontology annotation, molecular function: protein binding; RNA binding.